Messenger RNA from Emericellopsis atlantica, 645 nucleotides. Its product is annotated as HSP20-like chaperone. The record is from RefSeq and is a predicted model, not a curated record. Gene Ontology annotation, cellular component: nucleus; cytosol. The transcript has 3 exons. Gene Ontology annotation, biological process: chaperone-mediated protein complex assembly; protein folding. NCBI's taxonomy places the organism in Eukaryota, Fungi, Ascomycota, Sordariomycetes, Hypocreales, Bionectriaceae. The coding region runs from base 1 to 645 and encodes 214 amino acids. Gene Ontology annotation, molecular function: Hsp90 protein binding; protein-folding chaperone binding.
AUGUCUGAGACCGCGACUCCUGAAGUUCUCUGGGCCCAGCGCUCCUCCGACUCGGACCCCGAGAAGAACUUCAUCUACCUGACAAUCUCUGUCCCCGAUGUCCCCAAGGAAGGCCUCACGCUCGACCUGAAGCCCACUGGCCUAAAUUUCACCGGCACCUCGGGCACCCUCAAGCGCAAGUACCACGUCGAGCUCGAGUUCUACGCCGAGAUCGACCCCGAGCAGAGCAAAAUCAACCACACAGCCAAGAACAUUGAGUUCAAGUUGCAGAAGAAGGAUCUCAAGGAAGAGUACUGGCCCCGCCUGCUCAAGGACUCGAAGCGGUUGCACUUCCUCAAGACCGACUUCGACAAGUGGGUCGACGAGGACGAGCAGGAAGAGGCGGCCGAGCAAGACUUCAACCAAUUUGGCGGCAUGGGUGGCAUGCCCGGCAUGGGUGGUAUGGGUGGUAUGGGCGGCGAAGGCGGCGACUUUGGCGGCAUUGACUUCUCUAAGCUGGGCGCUGGAGGCAUGCCUGAUCUUGGUGGCCUUGGUGCUGGCGUCAACCCUGAUGAUCUUGGUGACGAUGACGACGAGGACGAUAUGCCCGCGCUUGAAGGCGACAAGAAGGGAGAUGCGGCUCCCGCUGAUGCUACGAAGGCAUAA